This is a messenger RNA of Paramecium sonneborni, 1797 nucleotides long. Lineage: Eukaryota; Ciliophora; Oligohymenophorea; Peniculida; Parameciidae. The record is from the annotation of a GenBank genome assembly.
AUGAAAAAGAUAGCAGGAAGUUUGUUUGAUUAUUAAUCUGCAGGUCAAGGAUAUUUGCUGAAAUUUAUUCAAACAUUGAAAGAAACAUAGUAGAACAAUAUUAUACAUAAAUUACAGAAAUACGAUAUAAAAUAAUUGUAUUAAGUAAAGUGUGUUUAUAAGUUAGGUUUAUCAAUAAUUCAAAGCAAAGAUAAUAUAGACAACACCAUAUGAGCCAAUAAGAUGUUUGGAAUUUGAAGAAAAAGACGAAGAGAUAGGAUAUACAACAAUAGCAGAGGGCAAACGUAUACGGCAAUCCUCACUAUUUAGUGGCAAUCGUAUUGAGUGCUUAGCAAAACAUUUGUUUGUUAGACAUCCAGUUACCUUCACAUAAGAGUUUGUUUCAAUUGUAUUUUGAACGAAUAUGGAGUCUUUAGAAUGUUGUCAAAUUACGUUGUGGAAAGUGUUUACCAAUAUUGAUAUUUAUUAUGACCACCAAUGUUAAUCAUGAAAUGAUUACAAAUUAUUUUUCAGAGAAAAAUUAUUUCGGUUUGUAAGAAGAUCAGAUCUUCUUUUUUUAAUAAGAUAAAUUACCAUUAUUUAGUAUGGAAGGGUAAAUUCUAUUAAAUGAUGAAUGUUAAAUUUAAGAUGAAUCUAUUGGGAAUGGAUAUAUCUAUUUAAAUCAAUCAGUUUUAGAUACUAUGAAAUUUUUGGGUAUUACAAUACUUCAUUUAUGUUCUAUGGAAAAUGUAUUAUGUAAAUUUGGUGAUCCUAUUUGGAUUGGUGCCUUUAUUAGAAAUUAAUUAUAUUUGAGUGCCAAAUGUGUAUAGAAACGUAGUGUUGAUGAAAAUCUUGGAAUCAUUAUUAAUUAACUUAAUUAAGGAUUAUAAUAUAAAGGUAUAUUAUUUAUAUAUAUCUAUCUAAAGAAUUUGAUGAAAUAUCUUAUAAUGAUUUAGUAAAAAAAGAUAAAAAUGGAAGUUUAUCCAAUCCUGAUGGAGUUAUUGGUUAAAUUAUGUGUUCACUCAAUUAUGCCUUAGAACUUUCUUGCAAUUUUAAAAAACAUAUUUUGUCUAAGUAGAGAUUUACAAUCAAACUAGUUUACAUAUUCGAUAAAAGAAAUGUACAUAUUUUGAUUACAUAACUUCCAGAUUAAUCAAACCUUUAUCAAAACCUAAUGCUCUUAAAUUCGAAUUAACAUACUAUGAAGCUGUUCCUUAUUGUCCUAUAUAAUAAUUUGCAUUAUUUAGAAUCAAAAGAGAAUAUGAAUAUGCUUCUAUCAUUGAUCCUUCAAAUGAAAUUAAAGAUACUGUUCACACAGCACGCCAAGCUUAUAUGCGUAGAGAUUAAAAAUGGCUCUCUCAAUUAGGAUAUUAAAUUAAUUCAGAAUUUGAGAUCUCACCUAAAUUAACUUAUUUUGGAGAAGGAUUAGAGGAAGUUACUAAAAAAUAGAUGAAAAAUAAAUCAUCAAUUCCUCUUAUUCUUCAUAGUGAUAAAUAAAUAAGAUCUGUUAGAGUUAAUAGUGUUCAUAAUUAAUAAUAACCUUAAACAUCACCUAACAAAUACUCUUCAUCAAUUGUUAAUUCAUAAAGUUUCUUAUAACCAAAAAUUAGUAUUCAUUAAAGUUUGAAUCAUCUGAAAUAACCUAUCACUAAUUCAUUAGUUACACCAACUAAUAAUUAAAGUUUUUAACUUUCCGGAAGAAAAAAUUUAGAUUAGAAAACAAAUCGAUAAACUGAUUAUUAUCAAAGACCUAAUCAAAAUUAAUUAAAUUAACCUUAUUAUUAUGUACCUAAUACAUAUUAUUAACCAAAAAAAUGA